This is a messenger RNA of Ziziphus jujuba (common jujube), 655 nucleotides long. RefSeq lists its product as uncharacterized. NCBI's taxonomy places the organism in Eukaryota, Viridiplantae, Streptophyta, Magnoliopsida, Rosales, Rhamnaceae. The transcript is spliced from 3 exons. The record is from RefSeq and is a predicted model, not a curated record. The coding region runs from base 49 to 360 and encodes 103 amino acids.
GAUAAGGAGUUGAGCCACUCUGGCAGACCAAAACACAGUAGCAGAAACAUGGAUAACAUAACGGCGAGCGAGCUUGCAGGGUUUGGAGUAGGGACUCUGCUCCUAUGCGCCACCAUUGCUGCCCCAAAAAUCGACUCUUUCAUAGCUGCCUCUCAGCGCAGUUCGCUGGGAAUGUGCAAGAAAUGUGGGAACCUGAGGAUGAUUGCUUGCUCAAGAUGUAAAGGAGUUGGAUUUAUCAGAGAAGGCAUACCAUUUGGUUUAACAUUUGUGGAUGACCUGUACCAAUCAUUUGGGCCUGGUAACUUAAAAGCAAGAUCCAUUGCAUGUUCAACUUGUCAAGGCAAAGUCAGGGGAAUGUAAUGUGUGCUUUAGCUAAGCCGUUUCCUCUUCUGUAUGCACCUUUGGUCACGACAUUAUGAAGCAAUUUGUUGAUGUAUUAAUAUUAAUGUUGGCUUAUUUGGUGGUGUUGUGGCUAGGAACUCAAAGUAAGCCAUACGAUUAAUUUAUGAUACUCGUGAUUAAGUGGGGAUGGGUGUUUUAUUGUGAUAGAGAUAUUAGAAGUCUGCUAAGUCAAUAAUCUGGUUUUCUAUGUUUACUCCUAAGACUGCUAAUAUGUUGGCUCAUAUUUUACCUAACUAUUCUCUGUCAUUGUCUA